Cladophialophora psammophila CBS 110553 is the source of this 378-nucleotide messenger RNA. RefSeq lists its product as uncharacterized. Bases 1 to 378 code for a protein of 125 amino acids. The transcript has a single exon. Gene Ontology annotation, molecular function: protein binding. Lineage: Eukaryota; Fungi; Ascomycota; Eurotiomycetes; Chaetothyriales; Herpotrichiellaceae. The record is from RefSeq and is a predicted model, not a curated record.
AUGGAGGAUAAGGCCGCUCCCGAAGCACGCCUUGCGACGAUGAGAAGGAUGGCACUGAUUUAUUCUCGACAAGCUAAGCUGAAUGAGUCCUUGGAACUGUAUCAGAAGACGAUGGACGAAUGUAAAGCCAAUCUGGGAGACGACCAUUGGCUCAUGGAGAGGGUACUCGACAAAAUGAGCGACUUGCACUUGCAGAGUAAUCGUCACCCAGACUCCGCUCGAGAGUAUCAGAAAACCCUUGACUUGCUACAGCGACGUCUCAACAAGGACAACCUGAAGUCGUUGUCAAUUCUGUGCAAAUUUGCCGACGUGCAUCUAGAACAGCACCGGUACCAGGAAGCACUCAACCUCUACAUGGCCGACCUUCGAAGCUAUUGA